AUGUCUUCCUCUAGCGCCGCUCAAUCCAAUCUCGGCGGCCAAGUCACGGAGAAGCUCUCCCGGACGAACUACGUCCUAUGGCGCACGCAAGUUACACCGCAGCUGAGGAGAGCCGGGCUCUUCGGCUAUGUCGAUGGAACCAUGCCAGAACCCGCCCGCCUCCUCGUCACCAAGGACAAGGAAGGCAAGGAGACGACCGAGCCCAAUCCUCUCCAUCCCAUCUGGGUGAGGGAGGAUCAACAAGUGCUCGGCUACCUCCUCAGCAACCUCUCCAAAGAAGUGCUGAUCACGGUGACCGCGAUCACCACCGCGCACGCUCUCUGGGCGGCGCUCGCAGGCAUGUUUUCCUCUCAAUCUCUGAGUCGUGUUAACAACAUUCGCACUGCUUUGAUCAAUGCACAGAAGGGCAACCAAUUUGUUGCCGCGUACUAUGCAUCUAUGCGCGGCCUGGCCGAUGAACUCGCCGCGGCUGGCAAGCCAAUCCAGGAUGAUGAACUGAUCUCCUACCUGCUGCACGGGCUGGACAUGGACUACCAGCCCCUUGUCUCUGCCCUCGACGCCUGCGUCAUGCCGUUCCAUAACACCGGUGGCGGCUUCAAGUCUUCGGCAAACGCGGCCACCCGUAGGCGCGGCGGGUACUCAUCCCGUCACCGUGGUCCUCCUCGACACAAGGGCAAGCAAGGUGGUGGCGGCUCCAGCAACUCCGGCUCGCGCGGCGGGCGCCCUAACUUCAACAACAACAACAAGGGUCGCCGUGGCGGGGGCGGCAGCGGCAGUGGCGGCUCGGGACGGUCACGACCCGAUGCUGUAUGCUGUCAAAUUUGCGGCAAUCUUGGCUACUCGGCCAAGGAUUGCUGGUAUCGCUUUGACGAAGAUGAAGCUUCCUCGGAUGAAGAAGACAAGGUUGCUGCCGCUGCCGCCGGGUCCUAUGGAGUGGAUACCAACUGGUAUCUGGACAGCGGUGCCACAAACCAUCUCACGGGCGAGCUCGAGAAGGUGACCCUCCAUGAGAAAUACCAUGGGAAGGACCAGAUCCACACGGAUCGGGGGAGCAAAUCUCCCUUGGGAUCAGUUCCCGCAGACCUGGCGGCAGAAUCUGCCUCGGGAUCGCCGCCUGGAGAUUCGUCAGGCCAAUCCUCCCCGGACUCCGCGCCUUCUGCUGCUCCCGCUGCGGCCGACCGCGCGCCAGCGGGUGGAACCGCCUAUGCCAUGCGACCCACAGCAGCUGGAGGAGACGCCAACCCCGCGUCGCGUUCACCUGGGCCCACGGGCAAGCCCUCGGGCGGGCGUUUCCCCGUCCAACCCGUCUGCUACAAGCGGCGGGACCUGCACCGUCCGACCAACGCGGGCCCCACGUCUGGCGCCAGAGGGGAAACGGUGCAAUCAUUGGCACAUGAUGAGCCGGGCCCGGCGGGAUCUUCUGUGCCGCAGGCGGCUUCUUCACGUGCUCCUGGUGUGCCGCGGUGCACAGAGGAUCCGGCGCCUGCUCCCAACGCGGCUGCUGCGCCUGAUCCUGAAUCCGCCUCGGGAUCAGACCCUGCAGUUCAGCCGGGAUCUUCUGCACCACUGCCAAUCUCGUCGCGUCGCACUCCUCUUCAACAAGGGGUAUGCCAGUUUCUUCAUGCACCUACCACAGUUCACUGGACUGCUGUAAAGCGUAUAGUCAGAUAUGUCAAGAACACUCUGAGUAUUGGUCUGAAUUUCAGCAAGUCAUCAUCCACACUUUUGAGUGCCUUUUCAGAUUCCGACUGGGCAGGUUGCUUGGAUGACAGAUGGUCCACUGGUGGCUUUGAAGUAUUUUUUGGUCCUAAUCUGAUUUCAUGGAGUGCUAGGAAACAGGCUACUGUCUCUCGCUCUAGUACAGAGGCAGAAUACAAAGCAUUGGCAAAUGCUACAACUGAGAUUAUAUGGGUGCAAUCACUGCUGAAAGAACUUGGUGUAAAAAGUACUAAAAUGCCAUGUUUAUGGUACAAGCUUGAUGAGAGUUACUAUAGUGCAACAAGGACGGUGGAGAUAGACCCACGGAUAACCAUGCUCCAUGAGGAGGUCAAGGGCCUGGUGGCAAUGGACAACCGAGUGAAGCAAGUUACUACUUUAUUGUUGGAUGGGAGUAUGGAGCUGAAAGUGGUGCCGAUUGUUGGCUCCGGUGGGUUGGGGAAGACCACCUUGGCAAUGGAGGUGUAUCGCAAGAUUGGAGUACGAGAAGACUUCCAGUGCCGUGCUUCUGUAUCUGUUUCACGCACUCUUUAUCUACAGAAGCUCUUGAAGGAUAUCUUGUCGCAAAUCGCUGACAAGGAAUGUCAGUUAGAGGGUUGGAACAUAGACCGACUAAUUCGAAAAACUGCACACAUCUUGACGGGAAAGAGGUACUUUGUUGUCAUUGAUGAUGUAUGGAAAGAAGAACACUGGAAAUUGGUCAAGUCAGCAUUUCCUGAGAAUAAUAAUGGUAGCAGAAUAAUUGCUACUACACACAUUACCCGUGUAGCUAAUGGGUGUUGUUCCGACUCCGGUGGUGAACCCUAUCAAAUGGCACCUCUAGAUGAUGUUGAUUCCCGAAAAUUGUUUUUUAAGAGAAUAUUCUGCGUAGAUGAUCCUUGUCCUGUUGAACUGGAAGAAGUUUCAACUAAGAUCUUAAAAAAAUGUGCUGGUCUUCCACUAGCUAUAAUUACAGUUGCAAGUUUGCUUGCCAAUAAGAUACAUAAGGAUGAAUGGGAGAGACUGGAAGAUUUCAUUGGCACUGGUUCGUCGCUUGAUAAUGAUGGGAACUUAAAAGGGAUGAAAGAUAUACUAUUACUUAGUUACUGGGAUCUUCCACACUAUUUGAAGACUUGUUUAUUGUACUUGUGUAUAUAUCCAGAGGACUACACAAUCACGUGUGAAGAACUGAAAUGGAAAUGGAUGGCCGAAGGAUUCCUUGAUAGACGAUGGGGACGUUUGGAUGAUGUAGCAGAGAAAUGUAUCAAUGAACUUGUUAAUAGAAAUAUGAUCCAGCCAAUUGAUAUUGAUGAUGAUGGUACUGUGAAAUAUUGUCGAGUCCAUGAUAUGGUGCUUGACCUUAUCAUAUCUUUAUCAGAUGAAGAGAAUUUUGCCACUGUUUUAAAUGGGCAUGUAUGCAAUUCAUGUCCAAACAAGAUUCGACGUCUGUCCGUGCAAGUUAGUGGCAAAGAGCAUAAUGGCGCAGUCUGUGCGAUUACAGAAACCAAGAUAUAUGUUCGCUCACUGACUAUAUACCUGGAAUACUUUGAGCAUAUACCCCACCUUGUGGACUUCCAUGCUUUGCGCGUGUUGGAUCUUGAUGGAAAUAAAUGGUUGGAAAACAAGCAUGUGAAACACUUAGGUAGUUCAUGCCAGCUGAGGUAUUUGCGAAUUAGGGGUUUUGAAAUUACCGAGCUUCCUAGUGAAAUCGGAAAGCUGCAGCACUUGGAGACUCUCGAUUUGAUAUACUGUUAUUCACUUCUAGGACUGCCAUCAACCGUGGCGCAGUUGCGGAAAUUGGUGCGUCUAUUUGUCAGCGAUUACACACAAUUACCUGCAAGAGGGUUCCGGAGUCUGCAAGCCUUGGAGGAGUUAUGCUUCGAGAAAACUGACAACCCAGUGAGAUUUGUGGAGGAAGUAAACGAGUCGGGAAAAUGCAACCUUCGGUAUCUUUGUACUAGUGGAAAGAUAGCCGAGCGUAUGUUCUGUAACCCAUGCUGCACAUUCCCGUGCCUCCAAGUUCUUGAAAUUCAGUCAGGUAUUGGAAUGGUUCCCAGGGGAAUGACCACCCUCGAGAAUCUCAUAAGACUACGCAGAAAGGUCACGGGAAUUGAUAAGGAGGAUCUCCAAGUUCUCAUGGGCAUGCCUUCUCUUGCCCAUCUGGAUCUUGAGAUAAUAAGAGGGGCCAUUAAUGAAAAGCUGAUCAUCGGUAGUGAUGGAUUCAAACUGCUAAAGGUCUUCCGCUUCCGCUACUAUUCACUCUUCCGUCUUGAAUUUGAAGUGCAACCAACGGGUGGACUGCAGCUAACAUUUGCACCAGGUGCUAUGCCAGCACUCCGUUGUCUCCGUCUUGAAUUGAGCCCAAUGAUUGUGGCGUCCGACUCUUUUGCAGACUUGGGUGUCGAGCAUCUUCCAGGCCUUGCACAGCUCGAGGUCCAUAUCGAUUGUUACAGAGCAGCUCCUGGCUGGGUGAAGGCUCUGGAGUGUUCCAUUGAAAAGGCAACCAGCUUGCUCCCCAAGUGCAGAAUCCGUGUCAGCAGAGCCCUUGAAGGUGCCAUGUUUAAGGAUGACAAGGAGUGGGAAGAGGUCGUCGCAAAAGAAUCUCUGGCGAAGAAAGGAGACCAGACGAAUGAGAGAGUGGCCACCAAUAACUAG
Molecule: messenger RNA, 4350 nt
Organism: Triticum aestivum (bread wheat)
Lineage: Eukaryota; Viridiplantae; Streptophyta; Magnoliopsida; Poales; Poaceae
Exons: 6
Coding region: 1-4350 (1449 amino acids)
Biological process (GO): defense response to other organism
Molecular function (GO): ADP binding
Source: RefSeq, a predicted model, not a curated record